This is a messenger RNA of Medicago truncatula (barrel medic), 951 nucleotides long. Its product is annotated as AT-hook motif nuclear-localized protein 10-like. Lineage: Eukaryota; Viridiplantae; Streptophyta; Magnoliopsida; Fabales; Fabaceae. The transcript has 5 exons. Gene Ontology annotation, molecular function: minor groove of adenine-thymine-rich DNA binding. The coding region runs from base 1 to 951 and encodes 316 amino acids. The record is from RefSeq and is a predicted model, not a curated record.
AUGUCAAGAUCUGAAUUAGGGAAUGAUGACCAUCAACAAUCGCUACCUCAACAACCAACAAUAACCCCUGCCAGUGUCGAUAAGGACCAAUCGCCGGUGGCUGAUAUGCCAUUUUCUCCAGCCCCUCCCUUUGAGGACCAAAAACAGCCACUACCACAACAGCCAACCAUCAUUGCUACCACCAUCAAUAAUGGUGAAUCACAUGUAGCAACGAUGAUGACCGUUGUGCCAUCUUCUUCAGCCCCUCCCUUAUCUUCUGUCUCAGCUGAUAUCUCCAAAAAGCGUAGAGGCAGGCCUCUUGGUUCUCGCAACCAAAUCCAAUCUAAAAAAAGGGCUUAUGGACCGGUGAUCCCUGCAAAGGCCCACAUUAUGAUGGUGAAUGUUGAAGAGAAUGUGUUAGAAAAGAUUAUGACAUUUUCCAAGAAUCUCUCUGGAAAUAUAAGCGUAUUAUCGGCAGUUGGGACCGCAUCCAAAGCAACUAUUUGUAUAGCUGGUAAAACAGAGACUUAUGAGGGAAAAUUUGAGAUUAUAUCACUUGGUGGGUCUUUGUUUCCUGAUCAAAAAGAAAGCCAUUGCAAGGUACUUGAGGGCUUAAAUGUGAGUUUAUCAUCGGAUGGUAAUAUAUUUGGUGGUAAAGUUGUUGAUAUUUUGAUCGCUGCUUCUCCUGUUCAGAUAGUAUUAGGGAGUUAUCCUGCAGGGAGUCGAGAGGAAGUCAAGUCUGAUCCAGAAGAGCCUCCUAAAGAAGACUCAAGUCAACCAUCAGAUGAGAGUCAAGUGAAAGUCGAGUCUGGCCCAAAAGUGCCUCCUAAAGAAGACUCAAGUCAACCAUCAGCUAAGAGUCAAGAAAAAGUCGAGUCUGAUCCAAAAGAGCAUUCUGAAGAAGACCCAAAUCCACCAUUGGAGUCCACUCUUAAUAAUUCAUCUUCAGAUGGGCUUAAUGUCCUAGUUUAG